Molecule: messenger RNA, 707 nt
Organism: Acanthoscelides obtectus
Lineage: Eukaryota; Metazoa; Arthropoda; Insecta; Coleoptera; Chrysomelidae
Source: the annotation of a GenBank genome assembly
AUGUCCUAUAACAUAAAGAAAAAGGAGGAAAUAGUCGAGCCAGUGCAAGAGGAGCCAAACCCGCUGAUGAGGAAGAAGAAAACGCCCGAAGAACUCGCGCGAGAGGCGGAAGAAGCGGAUGAAGACGAGUUCACAAAACUGAAGAACACAAUAGAAACGCAAGUAAGCGAACUGAGGUCUCAAAUAGAAAGUAAAUGCGUUAUGCAAUGAAUCCGGGGAAUACCACAAGGUACACACUGCGGGCCACUCGUCACCUACACACACACUUUAGUUGGUUGUACUACUGAUGAAAGUACUGUUGAUAGUACUGUUGCCCCCACCAUCAUCGUAAACAGUUUUGUAGAUAUACAUAUAUAUGUGUACGUAGCAGUAUUCAGUCAUAUUUGCCCUGUAAGUGCCAUUUUUUGAAAUGUGUUUCGGCCGACGCCGUCCGGUGGAAUUUCCGAAAUUGGGCUGGUCUAAUUCGAAUUUUCAAGUAUUUACUCGUUUUAUAAAUGGUGAGUUGUUGUGAUAGAAAGGACUCGUCGUUUUUGAAUCCAAGAUAAUUUUGAAAGUUUUGAAUAUUUUUAAAAUAUUAAAAAUUUUGAAAAUUUUGAAAAUAUUGAAAAUUUUUAAAAUUUUGAAAACUGAAAAUUUUGGAAAUAUUGGAAAUUUCGAGAAUAUUUUUGAUAUUGAAAAUUUUUAAUAUUUUAGAAACUGAUUAUGGC